Andrographis paniculata is the source of this 749-nucleotide messenger RNA. RefSeq names its product 21 kDa protein-like. Lineage: Eukaryota; Viridiplantae; Streptophyta; Magnoliopsida; Lamiales; Acanthaceae. The coding region runs from base 10 to 591 and encodes 193 amino acids. Gene Ontology annotation, biological process: negative regulation of catalytic activity. The record is from RefSeq and is a predicted model, not a curated record. Gene Ontology annotation, molecular function: enzyme inhibitor activity. The transcript has a single exon.
ACAAACAAUAUGGCAACAACCUCCCUUCUUACACUCACCCUAUUCCUCUUUUCAUUAUUACAUAACUUUUCCGGCACCGCCACCGCCGCCACUUCCGCCACCACCUUUAUCAAAAUUUCUUGCCGCGCCACCGCAUACCCGACCGUUUGCAUUCAAUCAUUAGCAACAUACGCUUCCGCAAUCCAAACAAGUCCUAAACAAUUGGUUACGGUCGCAUUGUCCGUAAGCAUCGACCGUGCUCAAUCCACAAAGGCUUUUCUUUCGAACCUCGCUAAAGCCCGCGGGCUCAAGCCCAAGGAGUAUGCCGCCGUCCAUGAUUGCUUGGAGGAGGUGAAUGACAGCGUGGAUCGACUUGCCAAGUCAGCAAUGGAGCUGAAAAGCAUGGGCCGGGCUCGGGGCCCGGAAUACACGUGGCACAUGAGCAACCUUCAAACGUGGGUCAGCGCAGCGUUGACGGAUGACAGCACGUGCUUCGACGGGUUUUCGGGCCGGGCCUUGAAUGGGGGGAUCAAGAAUUCGAUUAGAGCCCGGAUGAGUAAUUUGGCUCAGGUGACAAGCAAUGCAUUGGCACUGUGUAAUAAAUUUGAUUGAGAAGCUGUUUGGUUGGGUUUGUUUUGAAUUAAAUUAAAUUAAAUAGUAAUUAAUAUUAAUAUAUGUAGUUCAAUUUCGAUGCAUUUGUAUUGUAUUGAAGUUUGAAUAUAUUAUAAUAGUAUGAAUUUUGUAUAUGGAACAUUAUUCCUCGUUGGAAA